AAUGGGGUGUUAAUAUUUCAGAGUAAAGUUAUUUUAACCCAGAUAGAGUAUUUUCAACAUUUUUGAGAGUAAAGUUGCUCUAUCAGUGGAGUUAAAAGUGAGUGUAAAAAUCUGCAGAUACGCAGUGACAAUUUCAACUCUACAGCAGUGAUGAAUACCCGCCACUCUGCUUUGCUGAAGUUUGGCACGUACGUUGGUGGAGGAAGAUUGCGAAGGAGUAGCUAGGCCACAGAUAUUGCUAGAGGCAAAAUGCUGUUGCGUGUUCAGCUCGGGGAAGAGCAGAAAUACGUCAAGCUGUCUGAGCUGACAUUCAAUGCUUUCUUGAAAGAAGUGUGUCUAAAAUUCAACAUACCAGAAAGCAGAAAGCCAGACAUUAAGGUGUAUGACCAGUCUGACACAGAAGUUGACUCAGAUGUUUUUGAAGAAUUAGUAAAGGAGUCACCUGGAACUUUCAGAAUCAUGCUGGGCAAUGGACUUGAUACCUCUCAUUCAUCAUCAUGCUCGGGUACAUCUGAUGACACCAUCAUUCUGAAUUUCACUGUGUGUGACGAUGUUGAAGAAGUAGCGGCUGGCGAAGGAAGCCAGCCUAAAAGGCCAUGCCACAUAAACUAUGAGGCAAAAGCACUGAUUGAAAAAAUCCUAACAUCAAAGCCUGGUGGUGAACGCAUUAUGCAAGAGUAUGGAAAAACCAAAUCUCUGACAGAUGCCACCAGAAGACAGAUGAUCAACAUACUUGCUGCUGAGAUGACAGAAACACAUGGGACAUCCCCCCAAAAAGUGUCAGAGUGAUGUAUGCACAGGGGAUAGUAGCUUUGUUUCCCUAUCUAGAAGACCCAUACUCACAACAUGGAUAUGAUCAUUACUACGAUCCGGAGAGUGGUUCCGGAUACCUUGCAUGGCGAUUGAAGACCAUACAAAGAAAAACAGCAGAGGAAAGAGGUGCCUCAGUCAGCAAAUCUCCUAAAGUUGGUGGGCCACGCCGUGAUCGUCAGCCCUUCACCUAUGACAGAGAGCCAUCUGAUGAGGAUGUGGAAGCAGCUAUUGCUGUUUUGAGACACUCUGCUGAUGAAAACACUGUCCGUGAGAAGAUGAAAAUGACCUUCAUAUAUCGGCAAGCAAUGGUCAACGAUGAAGCCAAAUCAUCAGAUGUCUUCUCGGUCUUCCCAAGAUUUCUGGACACACCAGGACUGAUAGAACAAGAUUUCAGACUUCUGUUUGGUGAGGCCACAGCCAACAAAUUCUUGGAGAAGUGGCCAACCACUUUCAAAGCAAAAGUAAUAAAGGAAAGCCAUGGACUUGUAUCCACCACAGAACUCUUGGAUUUGAUGCGCAAUGCUGAGUCAGCUGCUGAAGUUGAGAAUGGCUGGGACAGUGACAUGUCUGCCAUCUUGCUGCUGCUACAUUUGCUACCACCAUCUGCACAAGGUAGAAAGAGGCCGGGAAAGAUGUCUGCAUAUCAAGCUGUAGAUCAGCUCAUCAGAUUUCAAAAGGUUGGAACCAGUGUGCAGCAGCAUCUUGACAACAUCACCCAAAGCAGUCAGCCCUACCUUCUCGCCCAGGGAUCCACACAGAGCAGCAUUCACUCCUACUUCAUUGUGGUUGACAAGCAUGCUCUUCCAUGCAAGGCAACAGGUUCAGUAGGAGCUUUUGACGAAGUCUUUAAAGCCCAUUACGUAUUUGGUACGUCAUACAGUUCUUCCUUGAGCAGCUUUUUUCACUUUUGUGCAAACAACCAUCUAUAACAUCGACAUGGGGGAAACAAAGGAGACUCCUAGAGUUGCUGAGUUGCGAGCAAGAAUGGUGCGUUAGUUGAGAUAAAACUAUGAAGUGUUUUCUUUGCAAAAGUGACCAUGGAAGUCCAAACAACCUUGUUAAGCACCUUAAGAUAAUUCAUGGGCUAUGUACAGGCAGGACUCUUUUUCUGAAAUGUGGUCAAGAAGGAUGCUCACGUUCUUUUGGUAGCUUUUCUGGUUUUAGAAAACAUCUUAACAAGUGCCACGGAGAAAGUUUAGUAGAUUCUAUAGAAGAUGAUCUUUCAGACCCUCAAAGUACCGUCAACACCAGUAAUAUUUCUCAUGUUGAAGUGUCGACUGAAUGUUUAGAGGCUGAGUCAGAGUUAUCUUCGCCAUACAUUGUAAAUAGUUGUGCAGCUGUUAUUUCUGAUCUAAAGGCAGCAGGUGUUGGUCAAAGUACAGUAAAUACUGUAGUGAUUUCCAUGGAAGAGAUUGUUCAAGAUAUUCAUCAGCAUGCUAAAGAAACAGUGAUAAAGCAUGUAUUUAGUAAUGAAAGAGAAACAGAAAUGUGCAAGAAAGUUGAGGCGUGUUUUGAGGGGUUAGAGAAUCCUUUCACAGUUCUAAAUUCGGAAUACAAGCGAUCAAAAUGUAUGACUGCCAAGUGGGAAAUAGUAGAACCAGUUGAAUGUGUGAUUGGUUCAAGAUUUGACACAAGACGAAAUAAAAAGACUGGAACAUAUGAUCAGGUAGUAGUUCAAGAUAAAUUCAUGUAUAUUCCAAUUUUAUCUACACUGCAGUCAAUAUUUAAAAGUCAGUAUUUUGCAGAAAUUUUGCAAAGCUCAGCUACCAGCAACUCUAGACUGAGAGAUAUUUGUGAUGGAUCUUUUUUUAAAAGUCACCCCCUGUUCUCAACUGAGAAGCAGACAAUACAGGUCCAGAUGUUCUAUGAUGAUUUUGAGGUCGCCAACCCAUUGGGUUCCAAGCGAGGUAUUCAUAAAUUGGGUGGAGUAUAUUUUACUUUAAGAAACUUCUCUCCAAAAUGGAAUUCUUUUUUGGCUAACAUACCCCUGUGCGCCUUAUUUCAUACUCAAGAUGUUAAACGAUAUGGUUUUAGUGAAAUUUUUGCUCCCAUUGUUCGAGACAUUAAAGUGUUAGAGAGCGAUGGUAUUGAGAUUCCAUUAUACAGUGGUUAUGUACGUGGCACUGUAGUACAGGUAACAGGUGAUAAUUUGGGUUUGCAUAGUUUGUUUGGUCUGGUG
Messenger RNA from Coregonus clupeaformis (lake whitefish), 2992 nucleotides. RefSeq lists its product as uncharacterized. Lineage: Eukaryota; Metazoa; Chordata; Actinopteri; Salmoniformes; Salmonidae. The transcript has 11 exons. The coding region runs from base 789 to 1742 and encodes 317 amino acids. The record is from RefSeq and is a predicted model, not a curated record.